CAUGCCAGCCGGAGCCCCCGCGGGCGCGGCGCGGUACCAUGGCCGCUGAGAACCGCUCGGCGCCGGGCGGCGGCGCGCCCUGGGCUGGGCUGCCCGAUUUCAUCUUCCAGCAGGAACUAUUUGCUGCGAGAGACACAGAUCCCAUGCACAACCUCUCUGCUCAGCCGUGGCAGGCAAAGAUGGCCAACCUGACCUAUGACAACUUCACCCUGGGCAACCGCUCUGAGGUGGCUGUGCAGCCUCCCACCAACUACAAGACAGUGGAGCUGGUUUUCAUUGCCACUGUCACCGGCUCACUCAGCCUCGUCACCGUGGUGGGGAACAUCCUGGUGAUGCUCUCCAUCAAGGUGAACCGCCAGCUCCAGACUGUCAACAACUAUUUCCUCUUCAGCCUGGCCUGCGCAGACCUCAUCAUCGGGGUCUUCUCCAUGAACCUCUACACGGUCUACAUCAUCAAAGGCUACUGGCCACUGGGGGCCGUGGUGUGCGACCUGUGGCUGGCUCUGGACUAUGUGGUGAGCAAUGCCUCUGUCAUGAACCUGCUCAUCAUCAGCUUUGACCGGUACUUCUGUGUCACCAAGCCCCUGACGUACCCGGCCAGGAGGACCACCAAGAUGGCAGGGCUAAUGAUUGCGGCUGCAUGGAUAUUGUCCUUCAUUCUCUGGGCCCCUGCCAUCUUGUUCUGGCAGUUCAUUGUGGGCAAGAGGACAGUCCCUGAGAGGGAAUGUUACAUCCAGUUCCUCUCCAACCCAGCGGUGACAUUUGGCACAGCCAUUGCUGCUUUUUACCUGCCCGUGGUCAUCAUGACGGUGCUGUACAUCCACAUCUCCCUGGCCAGCAGAAGCAGGGUAAGGAGGCACAAGCCUGAGAGCAGGAAAGAGAGGAAAGCCAAGUCCCUCAGAUUCCUCAAGGGCCCUGUGGUCAAACAGAACAACAAUAAUUCUCCCAAGAGGGCUGUGGAGGUGAAGGAGGAGGUGAGGAAUGGGAAAGUGGAUGACCAGCCAUCCGCCCAGACAGAGGCCACUGGCCAUCAGGAGGAGAAGGAGACAUCCAAUGAGUCCAGCACUGUCAGCAUGACCCAGACCACAAAAGACAAGCCCACAGCAGAAGUCUUGCCAGCAGGGCAAGGACAAAGUCCAGCCAACCCCCGAGUGAACCCAACUUCCAAGUGGUCCAAGAUUAAGAUUGUCACCAAGCAGACUGGGACUGAAUGCGUCACCGCCAUUGAGAUUGUCCCAGCCAAGUCAGGUGCCUCUAACCACAACUCCCUGGCCAACAGCCGCCCAGUCAAUGUUGCCAGGAAGUUUGCCAGCAUCGCCAGGAGCCAAGUACGGAAGAAGCGCCAGAUGGCUGCCCGAGAGAAGAAAGUCACCCGAACCAUAUUUGCCAUCCUGCUGGCCUUCAUACUCACAUGGACCCCCUACAACGUGAUGGUCCUCAUUAACACCUUCUGUGAGACCUGCGUGCCCGAAACAGUGUGGUCCAUUGGCUACUGGCUCUGCUAUGUCAACAGCACCAUCAACCCAGCCUGCUAUGCCCUCUGCAAUGCCACUUUCAAGAAAACCUUCAAGCACCUUCUCAUGUGCCAGUACAGGAACAUUGGCACAGCCAGAUAAACUGGUACUCAGGGACCACUUCAAUGCUUCCUUUCCCUUGAGAGUGCCAACAGACAUCCUCACCCAGGGUCCUGGGGCAGAAUAUUUCCCUGUGCUCUGGCUCUGCUCUCCCCUUCACGUUGUUUGUGCCCUCAGACAGCAAUUUGCUGGAAAGACAGACAGAUUAACCAAGCAUUUCACUGCUGGGUGAGGAGUGUGAAACCCAGUUGCCUCUGACAACGAUGGCAACUAAAACUGCAAAGAAAAGCCCUGGUGUGGUGCAGGACUUCACUCCACAGCCCUGGGGGAAUGGGGCCCCUGAGUGGUGGGCAGCAGUGACUGUGAAAAUAACUGUCCUUGGGAGGGACAGGGAGGACCUGGGGGUCUCAGAAAAGGGUGGGAAGAGGGUCUGCAGUGUGGCCAAGGUGCCCCGUGUCUCAUCUGGGCCAUAAGCAGGUCCCUGCUCUCCCCACAGUGGGUGUGGGAGGCCUGAUGCAUGGCUCUGGAGUCAGGAGAGGAUGAUGGUGGCCUCCAGCCCCGCUCCUGCCCUGAGCGCAGGGGGCUCCUCCAUGGAGGCCGAAGGAGCCGGCUGCUGAGCUUUGUGAAUGGAUGUAACGCUGUCAUGGGUGCUGUGGCAGAGCCCUCAGCAUGCAGGCUUCAGCCAGCACCCCCAGCCUCCUCCCAGCCCACCCCUGUGUGCAGCCCAGCCCUGGGGCUGCUCCCCAGCUUCUCCCAGAGCCAGGUGCAAGCCUUGGUGGAUGCAGCCAGGUGCAGGCAAGGGAUGGGAUGGGGCCACUC
This is a messenger RNA of Pyrgilauda ruficollis (rufous-necked snowfinch), 2393 nucleotides long. It is a transcript of the gene CHRM4, whose product is annotated as cholinergic receptor muscarinic 4. Bases 39 to 1616 code for a protein of 525 amino acids. Gene Ontology annotation, molecular function: G protein-coupled acetylcholine receptor activity; G protein-coupled serotonin receptor activity. The transcript is spliced from 4 exons. The record is from RefSeq and is a predicted model, not a curated record. Gene Ontology annotation, cellular component: dendrite; plasma membrane; synapse. Lineage: Eukaryota; Metazoa; Chordata; Aves; Passeriformes; Passeridae. Gene Ontology annotation, biological process: G protein-coupled receptor signaling pathway, coupled to cyclic nucleotide second messenger; regulation of locomotion; chemical synaptic transmission.